Molecule: messenger RNA, 1439 nt
Organism: Amaranthus tricolor (Joseph's coat)
Lineage: Eukaryota; Viridiplantae; Streptophyta; Magnoliopsida; Caryophyllales; Amaranthaceae
Product: transcription repressor OFP7
Exons: 1
Coding region: 77-976 (299 amino acids)
Biological process (GO): negative regulation of DNA-templated transcription
Source: RefSeq, a predicted model, not a curated record
CAUUCCUCCUCCCAUUUUCUAGUAAAUAAAAACAUAUUCAUUGCCUUUCCUCACUCUCUCGUACAAACAGCGAGAAAUGGGAAAAGGCUUCAUGAAAUUCCGAGUAUCUCGAAUUAUCCGAACCUUCCAUUCGUGCCGUUCCAAAGACCCUGCAAAUCUUCCAACCAAUCCUAUCCCUUUAUUCGCCCACCACCCUUCCACCUUAUCACCAACCACCUUAUCACCAACCACCUUAUCACCCUGCAAAUCUUCUUCCUCCGUCAAACGCCACGUGUCCUCCGCCUUCUCCUCAGCCCGUUACGGUUGUUUGAGAUCACGCCGUUCUCCUGAACCCUCCCACACUCAAUCAUCAUCGUCUCAAAAAUGGCAUGGCAUCGCUAAAACUAAAACGCAUAACCAUAAUUACGAAUCUACCCCUCCUCGUCGUAAAAUUUACAACUCCGCCGCUUCCGAUACCGAGAUUGAAAACGACGUAGUAUACCUCCCUCCGUCACGUUCAAGGAAGUCCCGACGGCGGCGGAAAUCCUUCCAGAAAAUUCGAAUCAGUACUUCCUCUGAUAGUGGACUGUUCAGCGAAGACGACGAAGAUCGAACGCUUUUCUCUACCGACUCCACUAGCCCUAGAAGCUUCCAUCGCCACUUCAGCAGAAGCGUAAAUCAGAAGAAUGGCAGAAAGUCGUUGAGUUAUCCAUCGCCGGCGAGAUUAUCGGAGUUUAUGAGGAAACUAACACCGUGUCGGGCGGUGGCUGACGGAAAAGUGAGAGAGAGUUUCGCAGUUGUAAAAAAAUCCGAGGAUCCAUACGAAGAUUUCAAGAGAUCGAUGGUGGAGAUGGUAGUGGAAAAACAGAUGUUUGAAGUGAAAGAAUUGGAGGAGCUUCUACGCUGUUUUCUGACACUGAAUUCAGAUCGUCACCAUGAAGCCAUUGUUAGAGCUUUUACUGAAAUUUGGAAGGGACUCUUCUGCACGGAAUACUAAUAAUCAAGUGUGUUUCUCGAGUUGAUUUAUCUUCUUUGACAAGGGUAUGAAUAUAUAUAUAUAGUCUGUCGUUAUCUAACUCUACUGAACUGCUAAUUACAGUUUCUACGAGUAUAAUAUAAUAAUAUAAUGAGUCUCAUGAUGAUGACAACUAAUAAUUCUGGUAUUUAUAGAUUAUGGCUCGACUUAUUUAAGUAGAAAUGACAAUCGAAUUGAUUAGCAUGUACACAUAUGGAUUUUCAAGUGUAGAAUACGUAUGAUAAGUGUAGUAGUCUCAUAAGUACGGGUAUAUUAUUAUACAAACUAUGUAAUGAAGUAGCUUUAAUUAAGUUUUGGCUGAUCGUAGGAGUAAUUAAGAAGGUAUUCAGAUGUUGAAGUGUGUUUAAAAUAAUGUUUAAAAUCUAAAAUGUAUAAAUGCAUGAUCCCGAUUUCUGGAGUUCCAUGCUAAUUGUUUAGUAGUAGU